This is a messenger RNA of Corylus avellana, 1953 nucleotides long. RefSeq lists its product as uncharacterized. NCBI's taxonomy places the organism in Eukaryota, Viridiplantae, Streptophyta, Magnoliopsida, Fagales, Betulaceae. The record is from RefSeq and is a predicted model, not a curated record.
AUGGUUCGCACCGUGCACGCCCCCAUUUAUGUUCGCUCCAGCUCAGGAUCAAAAAAGGUAAAAGUGGGGGAACAAGAGUUGGUUCAUGUCGACGAUUUUCUAAGAGGGGUCUAUGGCGCAGUAGAGGUGCGUGUGCACCAAACAGAGGUGAAAAAUGAUGAUGACGAAGAGGAAGUUUUUUGCAGGACGUGCCGGGAACAGAUAUUGGGUCCCGCUUUAAAAUGCUCGGGUAGAAACAUCUUCUUUCAUCCACCAUGCCUCAAUCUACCCACCAAUGGCAAAGCCCUUAUUUUUCACCUCACCGAGCCGCACGAUCGCUUGCUCUUCCAAGAAAACAUAGAAAAUGAUGGCGAGAAGGGCAUUGUUUGCUCCGGAUGCGAGAAGCGAGUAAAGGGUCGCGGAUUCAAGUGCCCCACCGCCAAUUGCGACUUGCUCUUGCAUGAAUCAUGCGUUGAGCCGCCUACCACGAUACAAGACCACCCCUUCCACCCAAACCACACCCUUGUCGGUGAGAUGCCAAAGAAAAAAUAUUGCAAUGCUUGUGGUACAUGCUGCAAUACAUACUUCUUCUACAGUUGCAGUGAGUGUGAUUUCAAUCUUGAUUUCACAUGCGCUAUUUGCUCACAGAUUAAGAAUGCUGACAAAUGCCAACACAAAUUCAUCUCCUUCUUGAAGCAGAUUGAGUUCACUUGCGAAGCUUGUGGUGAGAAAGGCAAGGAGUUAGCCACACAAUGUAGAAUCUGUCACUUCUUAAUUCAUGGAAAAUGUGCUCGAUUUUUACGAACUAUUUGGAUUGCAAGACAUCAUCACUCCCUCGCUUUCACCUGUUCUCUUCGUGAUCAAGUCGAAGGGACCUCGAACGGCAACAUAUUAUGUAAUCUUUGCUGGCGAAAGGUGAAGACAGAGUAUGCAACAUAUUAUUGUAAGGAAUGCAAUUAUGUGGCCCACUUGGAAUGUGCAUUUCAAGAUGAUGUAACUGCAGAUCUCAAAUUGCUGCCUGAGGAACCCGUUGAUUUAGGAAGUGAUUCUACAGAGGUUGAAGUAGCUGAGCAGAUGCAAAAUUUUGGCCAUCCACACCAGUUAAUUCUUAGCAAUGAGGAGCUUACGGAUGAGAAGCUUUGUGAUGGUUGUAUGGGAUUCAUCUCCACCCCGUUUUUCAAUUGUCCACAAUGCAACUUCUUUCUUCACAACAGAUGUGUUCAACUACCAAAAAAGAAGCGACACCUUCUUCACCCACAUUUGCUCACUUGCUUCUCAUCGUCAACUUUCUCUGGUGAAUUGUUCUCUUGUGAUGCUUGUGAACGUGUCAGCAAUGGCUUCUCCUAUAGAUGUGACACAUGUGAUUUCGACAUCGACCUUCAAUGUUUUUCAAUUUCAGAAACCUUGAAGCAUGAUUGUCACCCACACUCUCUCUCCCUUGCUGUUAAUUCUAAUAGAAGCUGCCAUGUUUGUAAUUGCACUUCUCGCAAGGAACGUGGGGUAUUUGUAUGCAAGAGUGGUUGCGAUUUCACCUUGGGUUUGGAAUGUGCAACUCUUCCGCUCGAAGCUAGGCACAUAUAUGAUGAUCAUCCCCUCAAGCUCACCUACAAUGCUGAAGUUCAUUGUGAAUACUAUUGUCUAAUUUGCGAAAACGAAAGAGAUCCAAAUUGUUGGUUCUAUUAUUGUGAAAAAUGUGAUUUUCCUGCUCAUCUCCAAUGUGUUUUGGGAAAAUAUCCAUACGUUAAAUUUGGAAAUACGUGCACGUCUCAAGAUGCUCAUGAGCACCCUCUCACUUUUGUCCCAAAGACAGAGUCCUCUCCUCCAUGUGAUGGUUGUGGUGAGAAUUUUGAUGGCAUGGCCUUAGAAUGCACUAAAUGCAAAUUCAAUGUCCACUACUUAAGUUCAUGCCUCAAAAAUAUAAAUUACGAAAUCAUGCACGCUAGAGAGAUGGUUGGAGAAAGCCAAGCAGCAUAG